UAUUCAAUUACUAUUUACCCUAAAGCUCUUCAAGGAUGCAUAGUUGGGGACUUGCUGACAGGAAAGCGCUAUUUGGCGUUUCAAAGUGUCGGAACACUACUGGACUCGCUGCGCCAUGUCGCCGGGUUGCAAAGCCGGUACCGAAACUGGCUCCUUUACAUCGCCAGUCUAAGAAUGGCCAUUCCAGAACGUCGCUUCGGUACAUGAUGCCGCAUGUCGGCGACGUCCUGCCCCCGGGAAGCGACAAGAAGUUCCUUGAGGAAAGCCGCUACACGAAGGAGUCCGGGUUACAGCCUCAAGUCGUAUACCGCAACUUGUCUGUACCGCAGCUAUAUGAGCUGGCCCUUGCUCUCGAGCCAGGCACUUACAUCACUUCCACGGGAGCGCUAGCCACCAGAUCAGGCGAAAAGACGGGUCGCUCUCCCAAGGACAAGCGCAUCGUACGCGACCCCGACACCGAGCGCGAGCUGUGGUGGGGUCCCUACUCGCCCAACUACGUGAUGGACGACCGCACCUUCCUCACCAACCGCGAGCGCGCAGUGGACUACCUCAACACGCAGCAGCGCGUGUUCGUGGUGGACGCGUUCGCCAACUGGGACCCCGCCAGCCGGCUCAAGGUGCGGGUGGUGUGCAGCAGGGCCUACCACGCGCUCUUCAUGACCAACAUGCUCAUAAGGCCCAGCGAGCAGGAGCUGGCAGAAUUCGGGGAGCCGGACUUUGUGAUCUACAACGCGGGCGCCUUCCCCGCCAACAAGUACACCAACUACAUGACCAGCCAGACGUCCAUCGACCUGAGUCUGAAGCACCGCGAGAUGGUCAUCCUGGGGACCAUGUACGCGGGGGAGAUGAAGAAGGGAGUGUUCACGCUGAUGCACUACCUGAUGCCCAUGCAGGGCAAGCUGUCGCUGCACUCGGGGUGCAACGUGGGGGCGGCGGGAGACGUGACGCUGUUCUUCGGACUCAGCGGAACCGGCAAGACCACUCUGUCGGCGGACCCGCACCGCCCGCUGAUUGGCGACGACGAGCACGUGUGGGGCGACAACGGCGUGUUCAACAUCGAGGGUGGCUGCUACGCCAAGUGCAUCGGACUGCGCCCCGAAACCGAGCCCGAGAUCUGGGACGCCAUCCGCUUCGGCACGGUGCUUGAGAACGUGGACCUGGACCCCUGCUCGCGGCAGGUGGACUUCUCCUCGCAGCGGCUCACGGAGAACACGCGCGCCGCCUACCCCAUCACCCACAUGCGCGGCGCGCACCUGCCCUGCACCGCCGGCCACCCGCGCAACGUGGUGCUGCUGGCGUGCGACGCGUUCGGCGUGCUGCCGCCCGUGAGCCGACUCAGCCCCGAGCAGGCCAUGUACCACUUCAUCAGCGGCUACACGGCCAAGGUGGCGGGCACGGAGGUGGGCGUCACGGAGCCGGUGGCAACCUUCAGCGCGUGCUUCGGGUCCGCAUUCCUCAUGAUGCACCCAUACAAGUACGCCAUGAUGCUGGCUGACAAGAUGGCUCAGCACGGCACCACCGCCUGGCUCGUCAAUACAGGCUGGACGGGCGGAAAGUACGGUGUUGGCCGGCGCAUCCCGCUGCGCACCACCCGCGCCAUCAUCGACGCCAUCCACAGCGGCGAGCUGGACUCCGUGCCCUUCGAGCCCACGCCGGUGUUCGCGCUGCAGGCGCCCACCCGCGUGGCGGGGGUGGCGCCCGAGCUGCUGCGCCCGGAGGCCACCUGGGCCGACCCGCAGCAGUUCGCGGCCACACUCAACCGGCUGGGACACAUGUUCGUGCGCAACUUCGAACACUUCAGCGACGGUGAUGCGUUCAUGGACCCCGAGCUGGUACAGCGCAUCCGCAACGGGGGGCCCAAGCCGGAGGGGCCCGCACCAGCUGCACAGGCGCCGCCACCGGCGGCGGCCAAGGCGGCCAACUAACCACCCACCCGACUAACCAACCGGCUAUCUGCGUGGCGUCGUGCCGUCGUGUGUUGGGAGUUGGAGUAGUUGCGUGGGCAUGCCGGCGGCGUGAUUGCAUGCGUACGUGCGUCUGCUAGGAUGUGCCGUGCGUGCGUCUGCUAGGAUGUGCCGUGCGUGCGUCUGCUAGGAUGUGCCGUGCGUGCAUCUGCUAGGAUGUGCCGUGCGUGCGUCUGCUAGGAUGUGCCGUGCGUGCGUCUGCUAGGAUGUGCCGUGCGUGCAUGCAUGCGUGCUACGAGGUUAGGAGAGUGUUUGUUAGGUGAAGUCGUCGCAUGGGGUCGUGGCUUGUGGGUGCUGCGUGGGGUCUGCGUGGGGAUUGAUGGAGCCUACCCCUAGAGCUCAUCCUUGCUCCCAUCUCAAUGGGAUAGUUGUAGUAGUCGGUUUGAUGGCGCACAACGUGCGAGCGUGUCGAGCGCACGUUGGGGCAUUAAUGACCUUUUACCCUUUUGAAGAUAUUUUUUGACAAAGCUGCUGCAGGGAAUGUUGUUUGCGAACAUGGCUAAAGCAAGAAUGGCAUGUUGGAAUGUUGGAAGCUCAUGGCAUUAUGGAUUAGUCGUGGACGUGUAGUGUAAGAAACAGGGUGCGGGGGUCGUUUGGAAGCGAGGACCACGCUGGAGGUCGUGUGGCAACACAGGCUGGCGUUUUAGUACGUACGGCACACAAAGGAGGGAGGAGCUCCCAUAUACGGACCAGGCUGAAAGCAGCUGGGUUACUCUUGAAUAAACAUCUGCCUGUAGACUUUUACGGUUGGGUCGCCUUGAGCUGACAAAUUGGGGUUGUAGUGUUCUAUAUGACAUUAUUAUCGGACCUGCUCCUUUGUACUCCCAUAUGUUUCGGCUGCGUUCUCGGUUGCGUGCGUGUUUGAUGUUCCCUGCUAUAAGAGAUUGCAGGAGUGCGUCCGGUUGACACACACGCCCGCUUGCCAUUCCCAUUUCCAACAGCGAUUUCAGGGCAGGUGAAGUGGCUGGGCCAUGCCGUGGUGUUCUUUGUCGCUGUGUGCCCGCUUGUCGCGAAUGAAUAAAUGGUUCUUGGUUGUACGGAACCGAAUCCGCCCAUGGAAAGAUAUUUCCAUGUUGUACCAACCGCUGCGGGGUCUUGGGAUUUGCUAUUACAUCCCAACAGGACCGCCUCUAAGACGUGGGUUCGGGCUUUGUAUAUGUUUGUAUAAGAUGCGUUGGAUGCUAGUCUAUGCAAGUCCCAAGCGUGGACAGCUGUUGGGGCCUUUGCGGCUACACAGCUGUUGUGUGUACCCUUGGUUCACUGCCUGGUUCCGGAUUUGUUACUUUGGAAGGAACGUGUGUAUGCGUGCCGUUUUGCGCGUUGUACGUUGCAUUGUGUUGUAGUCUUCUUUACGGCGGCACCGCUGUGUGGCGUAGCGUUGUCAGACAAUCGGACCUGUGUCGGGGAAAGGAGGAGGGUUGUCGGAUUGCAACUGAGCAACCGAGUGUAUACCAAGCAAAGGAAGCCAAACCGGUCACAAUGGAAUGACUUUCACCAGCCCAAAAGCGAAGGCAGCUGGCUGGCAUGUAUAUUGUUCUUUAAUCUCUUG
Astrephomene gubernaculifera is the source of this 3513-nucleotide messenger RNA. NCBI's taxonomy places the organism in Eukaryota, Viridiplantae, Chlorophyta, Chlorophyceae, Chlamydomonadales, Astrephomenaceae. The record is from the annotation of a GenBank genome assembly.